AUGAGUGCUAAUAUUUCGUGUCUCGUGCGCGUAACUAACAUGCUAUCGCAGUGUACGAAAUGUUGCCCCCCAAGGCUGGUGGUGCCUCGAAUUAGUCACCGGAUACGUGGUGGGGCAACCUGUGCUGCCUACAGCUCCGUCGGGACGCAUCACCAUUACCCGCAGCCGACGCGAAUUAACGACCGAAGCAGCUUCCAAGGAAGAAACACCACACGGGCUUACACGCAGGCAGCUUCCACCCUGACGAGGGAACAACUGCACGAUCUGGUGUACAGGUUAAACGAGGACGAAAGGGAACUGCUCAUGAACACUCUGAAGCAGUUCGAGUCCAACAAAGUGAAGGCAAAGUUUGAAGGGCAGUUGGCAGCAACCGUUUGGCGAAGUAGAUUCGGUCGUCCAGCAAAACUAAAACCCGCCCUGGGAGAUGUAGAUCCUACCGGUUCCUACUGCGCGGUGCCGGAAGAUUGGCUGCAAAAAAAGUUCGCCGAAACAGUACCAGUGCCACCCACAUCGGACCUCAUGAAACUUGGUUUAGUUAACGCCCUACCUUUCAUCGGAUUUGGUUUUCUCGACAACUUCACCAUGAUAAUUGCGGGUGAUUACAUCGAGCAUACGCUUGGAUUAUUUAUGUGCAUUUCGACCAUGGCGGCGGCCGCGCUGGGAAAUACUAUCAGCGACGUUAUCGGUAUUGGAUCUGCUUUUUAUGUGGAAAAGGUUGCAGAAAUGAGUGGUGUCAAACCGCCAAAGUUGUCACCGAUUCAACUCGAGAUGAAAGCCAGCCGGAGAGCGGCCAACUUGGGUCGAGUGGUUGGCAUUACGAUCGGAUGCCUGUUGGGAAUGUGUCCUUUAUUAUUCAUGAAAGAGGACAAGGAAAAGGAGAAGGACAAAGAUAAGGCCCCAGCUGUGGUGAAUGUUGCCGAAAAAUAG
This is a messenger RNA of Anopheles nili, 927 nucleotides long. RefSeq lists its product as uncharacterized. Gene Ontology annotation, cellular component: mitochondrion. Lineage: Eukaryota; Metazoa; Arthropoda; Insecta; Diptera; Culicidae. The record is from RefSeq and is a predicted model, not a curated record. Bases 1 to 927 code for a protein of 308 amino acids. The transcript is spliced from 6 exons.